AUGCCCGUCGCCACCACAAUAUCUACUCCUUCCCACCACCAUCACCGCACUCAAGUUUACCCUUCACACUCUCUACGAUACCAGGCGUAUGAAGGCGGUCCAAAAUCCACGGUCUCAGAUUCAAGCCAAAGUGUGGUCGUGGGUGGACUGAGACGGGUCCUUGCUGGGGCCUGCAAAAGUCCUUCCGAGGAGCGUCGCCUAAGAGCCAAGGGGGCGAUGACCUCUCAUACACCUCGAAGAACGUAUUCAGACUCUAAAACAAACGCGAAGGAGACGUAUGGGAAGGAACCAAGGGUGGCAGUUCGAGAAGUGCGGAGGAAGUCUGAUUCAGAACAUCGGCACCAUCACCGCAGAUCCGAGAAGGAGGAUGCAAGGGAAGGCGAAAGAGUCUACGUCUAUAAGGCGCAAAAGAAAAGCGAGGGGGAAGCGGAUCGGUCUAGGCCUAGCAGCCUACGGAGAUCGACAACGAACGCCGGCGAAGCAAGUAGGACAAGGCAUGAGCGGCAGCGAACAGGGGACAGAGAAUUGCAAACGAGACACUCUGAGCGAAGGCCGCCUCACCACGAGGAAAAAACUCAUACUCCGUUACGGCGCGAGAAGCGCUCUAUCGCCGAUUAUGUUCCAAAGAGCACCCGGGAUAAGGCUCCGGUCACUAGGCCGCCCUUGAAGCGAAGUCAGACGUCUGCCCGUCAAGCGCGACCCCUAUCGUCUGACCAGCCCACCUCACCACCCGUACGCGAGAAGUUGGAGCGAGCGCCUUCUACUACUAGAGGAACCAGACCAGCUGCUCGGCCCUCGAGUAUUCUCGGUUCGAUAUUUGGGCUCCCUACACCAGCCAAACCGGUCCCACCAGCUAGGCCACCUAAGCCAGAGCAACAAGUAGAAUGCAUAACCUGCCUCUCCGACGACGUUCCAAUCUCCAAAACCGCCUUACUGCCCUGCAAACACCGCAUGUGCAACGCCUGCCUCCGCCGCCUCUUCACCCUUUCUACAACCGACCCACAACAUAUGCCUCCCACUUGCUGUACCAAAGACUGCAUCGACCUGAAACACGUCGACAAGCUCUUCGACAACAAUUUUAAAAGAAAGUGGAAUCGCAAAUAUCAGGAAUACACUACCAAAAACCGCAUCUACUGCCCCGCAAGGGGUUGCGGUUCAUGGAUCAAACCCGCACAUAUCCACGUCGAUACCAGCGGUGGCGCCAACGGAGGCAGGAAGUAUGGCAAAUGUCAAAGGUGCAAGACGAAAGUCUGCUGCACGUGCAACAACAAGUGGCAUUCCAGCCGUGAAUGCCCCAAAGACGCCGCCACGCAGGAGUUCAUCAAGGUCGCGAAAGAAGAAGGGUGGCAACGCUGUUUCAACUGCUCUGCGACCGUCGAGCUGAAGGAAGGUUGCAACCACAUGACCUGUCGCUGCCGCGCCGAAUUCUGCAUGAUCUGUGGCCUCAAGUGGAAAACGUGCGAUUGCCCCUGGUUCAACUACGAAGCCGUCGAAGCCGACCGCCUCAUUCACAUGAAUGUCCCUCAAAUCCGCAGAGCCCCGAUAGGGAAUCCCGCACGCGGAUACCAGGAGGAGCUGGACAGGCGAAGGGACCAAGAAUUGAGAGACGAGGCGUUUGCGAGGAGGAUCCAGAUCCUCGGCCUGGACGGGGAAGCCGACCUGAUCGACCUCGACAACGCGCCCUACGUCAAUGCUGCACCCCAUCGUACGAACGAAGACUGGAUCCGCCGCGCCGCCGAGGUUCUCUCCGCACUGCACAACCCAGCCCACGAGCGCGCCGCGGAGCGUUUAACGGCCGAAGCCCGACCGCAACACCGUCGUCCAGCACCGGCACCAGCACCACCGCCAGUAGAACCGCCCUUGAGACCGCACGCACCGCCCCGACCCCCGGAACCGGCACUGCGGCAGCAGCACUCGGCAGCUUCGAGACAGUACAAUAACCGCCCGACCACCCGCGCCAGCGAGAGAGUCGUGCCGAGGCGGGUGGUGAGCGAUUAUGCGACCGAGGCGGCGAGACAUCGGCCGCUGCCGCCGGGCGGGGUCGGUGCGGGGGCGACGGGGGAGACGAGGAGGGAGAGUUUGCUGGCGGGGAUCGUGGAGGGGAGGACGGCGGAGGGGAGGGUCGCGGAGUGGAGGCGGCAUGUGGGGCCGCUUGUUUGA
Molecule: messenger RNA, 2160 nt
Organism: Letharia lupina
Lineage: Eukaryota; Fungi; Ascomycota; Lecanoromycetes; Lecanorales; Parmeliaceae
Exons: 3
Coding region: 1-2160 (719 amino acids)
Biological process (GO): positive regulation of proteasomal ubiquitin-dependent protein catabolic process; protein polyubiquitination; ubiquitin-dependent protein catabolic process
Cellular component (GO): cytoplasm; ubiquitin ligase complex
Molecular function (GO): ubiquitin conjugating enzyme binding; zinc ion binding; ubiquitin protein ligase activity
Source: RefSeq, a predicted model, not a curated record